GCGGCGGCGGCGGGCCUCCAUGUCGGCCGCCAGGGAUUAAGGCAGGGACGGCCGAGGCGAGCCGAGCCCGGGGGGGCGCCGGGGCGUGCCCGGCGGGGCCAUGGCUGACCGCAGCGCGCCCGGCUGCCACCUGCGGCUGGAGUGGGUCUACGGUUACCGGGGCCACCAGUGCCGCAACAACCUGUACUACACGGCGGCCAAGGAGAUCGUCUACUUCGUGGCGGGGGUCGGAGUCGUCUACAGCCCCCGCGAGCACCGGCAGAAAUUCUACCUGGGGCACCAGGACGACAUCAUCAGCCUUGCUUUGCAUCCUGAACGUGUGCUGGUGGCAACAGGUCAAGUCGGAAAAGAACCGUAUAUCUGUGUGUGGGACUCAUACACUGUGCAAACUGUAUCCGUUCUGAAAGACGUUCAUACACAUGGUAUAGCUUGCUUGGCUUUUGAUUUAGAUGGUCAGCGGUUGGUCUCAGUUGGUUUGGAUUCAAAAAACACAGUUUGUGUAUGGGACUGGAGAAAAGGAAAAUUGUUAUCAAUGGCUCCUGGUCAUACAGACAGAAUAUUUGAUAUUUCUUGGGACUUGUACCAGCCAAACAAGCUUGUCAGCUGUGGUGUCAAACACAUCAAGUUCUGGAGCUUGUGUGGCAAUUCGUUGACACCAAAACGUGGUGUUUUUGGCAAAACUGGUGAUCUCCAAACUAUAUUGUGCCUAGCUUGUGCAAGAGAUGAAGUGACGUAUUCUGGUGCACUGAAUGGUGAUAUUUAUGUGUGGAAAGGAAUAAACCUUGUACGGACAAUACAGGGAGCACAUGCUGCAGGAAUUUUCAGCAUGAAUGCGUGUGAAGAGGGGUUUGCCACUGGUGGCAGGGAUGGCUGUGUUCGCUUGUGGGAUUUAAAUUUUAAACCAAUUACUGUGAUUGAUCUCAGAACAGACCAGGGAUAUAAAGGUCUGUCUGUAAGAAGUGUUUGCUGGAGAGGAGACCAUAUACUUGUUGGGACGCAAGACAGUGAGAUUUUUGAAAUUGUGGUGCAUGAGCGUAAUAAGCCCUUCCUGAUAAUGCAGGGGCACUGUGAAGGAGAGCUGUGGGCUUUGGCUGUCCAUCCUACAAAACCAUUAGCAAUGACUGGAAGCGAUGAUCGAUCAGUCAGAAUCUGGAGUUUAAUAGAUCAUGCUCUGAUCGCUCGGUGCAAUAUGGAGGAACCCAUUCGGUGUGCAGCAGUUAGUACUGAUGGAAUCCAUCUUGCUCUUGGAAUGAAGGAUGGCUCUUUCACAGUGCUUCGAGUCAGAGAUAUGACUGAGGUUGUUCAUAUCAAAGACAGGAAAGAAGCUAUUCAUGAACUGAAAUAUUCACCAGAUGGGAAUUUCCUAGCUGUUGGUUCCAAUGACAGCUCUGUGGAUAUAUAUGGUGUUGUUCAGCGAUACAAGAAAAUUGGAGAAUGUAUUGGAUCUUUAAGUUUCAUCACCCAUAUGGAUUGGUCUUCAGACAGUAAAUACUUACAGACCAAUGAUGGCAAUGGGAAGAGGCUUUUUUACAGGAUGCCAAGUGGAAAGGAAGUAUCAAGCAAGGAGGAAUUGAAGGGUGUUCAGUGGGCAUCGUGGACCUGUGUUUCUGGUGUUGAAGUUAACGGAAUUUGGCCCAAAUAUUCAGAUAUAAAUGAUAUAAAUUCUGUGGAUGCAAAUUUUAUUGGACAAGUUAUGGUUACAGCUGACGAUUAUGGAAUAGUAAAGCUCUUUCGAUACCCAUGUCUAAGAAAAGGAGCAAAGUUUAAAAAAUAUCUUGGUCAUUCUGCUCAUGUGACAAAUGUCAGAUGGUCGCAUGAUCACCAGUGGGUUGUUUCUAUUGGGGGAGCUGAUCAUUCUGUCUUUCAGUGGAAAUUUGUCCCUGAUCGGAAGUUGAAAGAUUCUCUUCAUAUAGCACCCCAAGAGAGUCUGGUUGAUUCUAAUAGUGAUGAAUCAGAUUCAGAUCAGUCUGAUGUUCCAGAGCUGGACUCUGAAAUUGAGCAAGAGACACAGAUCACCUAUCGUCGACAGGUUUACAAAGAAGAUCUACCUCAACUUAAAGAGCAAUGCAAAGAAAAAAGAAAAAGUGCAGCUUCUAAGAGACGAGAGAGAGCUCCAGGGAACAGUAUAAGAUUACAUUUUGUUCAUGGUUACAGAGGUUACGACUGUCGAAGCAAUUUAUUUUACACUCAGACCGGUGAAAUUGUAUACCAUGUUGCAGCGGUGGGAGUGGUGUACAAUCGACAGCAGAACACACAGCGCUUUUAUCUAGGUCAUGAUGAUGACAUUCUUUGCCUUGCUAUUCAUCCCUUAAAGGACUAUGUUGCAACAGGCCAGGUUGGUCGAGAUUCCUCAAUACACAUUUGGGAUACAGAAACAAUAAAACCACUCUCAGUAUUAAAGGGCUAUCACCAGUAUGGUGUUUGUGCUGUUGAUUUUUCAGCGGAUGGGAAACGUUUGGCUUCUGUUGGAAUAGAUGACAAUCACACUAUUGUACUCUGGGACUGGAAGAAAGGAGAAAAGCUUUCAGCAGUAAGGGGAAGCAAAGAUAAGAUUUUUGUUGUUAAGAUUAAUCCUUAUAUGCCUGAAAAGUUGAUUACAGUUGGAAUUAAACACUUGAAAUUCUGGCGUAGAGCAGGGGGAGGACUAAUUGGGAGAAAGGGCUGCAUAGGUGCAAUGGGAAGAACCGAUACAAUGAUGUGUGCAGUAUAUGGCUGGACUGAAGAGAUGGCAUUCUCUGGAACUUCCACAGGGGAUGUCUGUAUCUGGAGAGAUGUGUUUCUUAUAAAAACUGUCAAAGCACAUGAUGGUCCUGUGUUCAGCAUGCAUGCAUUAGAAAAAGGAUUUGUCACUGGAGGAAAGGACGGGGUAGUAGCUCUCUGGGAUGAUACCUUUGAACGCUGUCUCAAAACGUAUGCCAUCAAAAGGGCUGCUUUGGCCCCAGGGUCUAAAGGUCUCCUCUUAGAAGAUAAUCCUUCUAUACGUGCCAUAUCUUUAGGGCAUGGUCAUAUUUUAGUGGGCACAAAGAACGGUGAAAUAUUGGAGGUGGAUAAAAGUGGACCAAUAACUCUUCUGGUUCAGGGUCACAUGGAGGGGGAAGUUUGGGGUCUAGCUACUCAUCCUCAUUUACCCAUUUGUGCCACUGUAAGUGAUGACAAAACCUUAAGAAUAUGGGAUUUAUCUCCUAGCCAUUGUAUGUUAGCUGUUCGCAAAUUGAAGAAGGGAGGCCGAUGUUGCUGCUUUUCUCCUGAUGGAAAAGCAUUAGCUGUUGGUCUCAACGAUGGGAGUUUUUUAAUAGUUAAUGCAGAUACCCUGGAGGAUCUAGUCUCCUUCCAGCACAGGAAAGAUGUUAUUUCAGAGAUCCGGUUUUCUCCUGGGGCUGGAAAGUACUUAGCUGUGGCAUCCUGUGACAACUUUGUAGAUAUUUACAAUGUAAUGAGCAGUAAACGAGUAGGAAUCUGCAAGGGAGCUUCCAGUUACAUAACGCACAUGGACUGGGACAUAAGAGGGAAGCUCCUGCAAGUUAACACUGGUGCUAAAGAGCAGCUAUUUUUUGAAGCUCCUCGUGGUAAAAAACAGACCAUUCCUACUUUGGAGGUAGAAAAGAUUGGCUGGGCAUCAUGGACAAGUGUUCUGGGCUCUUGCUGUGAAGGAAUCUGGCCAAUAAUUGGUGAAGUCACAGAUGUAACUGCUUCAUGCCUCACUAGUGAUAGUAAAGUAUUAGCCACAGGAGAUGAUUUUGGAUUUGUGAAGCUAUUUCGAUACCCCGCUAAAGGAAAGUUUGGAAAAUUUAAGAGGUAUGUUGCUCACAGUACCCAUGUAACAAAUGUCCGUUGGACCUGUGAUGACAGUUUGUUGGUCACUGUUGGAGGAGCAGACACCUCUUUAAUGCUGUGGACUUAUGAGAUGGAAGGACAUCGGGAUACCAGGCAGUGUGACAGUGAAGAAUCUGAUCUAGAUUCUGAAGAAGAUGGAGGUUAUGACAGCGAUGUGACAAGGGAAAAUGAAAUUAAUUACACCAUCAAAGCCUUAUCAACAAACAUUAGACCAAUGUUUGGAAUUAAGCCUCAUCUGCAACAAAAGGAGCCAACCUUAGAUGAAAGGCAGGGGGUAGUGAGAGGUUCCAGACCACCAGUUAGUAGGGCGUUGCCACAGCCAGAGAAACUUCAGACAAAUAAUGUUGGGAAAAAAAAGAGACCUAUAGAGGACCUGAUUUUGGAGCUGGUAUUUGGGUACCGAGGCAAGGACUGCAGAAACAACGUGCACUAUUUGAACGAUGGUGCCGAUGUAAUAUAUCAUACUGCAUCUAUUGGGAUCUUGUAUAACGUGGCAACAGGUUCUCAGUCUUUUUACCAAGAACACAAUGAUGAUAUUUUGUGCCUCACUGUAAAUCAGCACCCCAAGUUUACCAACAUAGUGGCAACUGGCCAAGUAGGAGACUCAGCAGAUAUGUCAGCUACAGCUCCUUCUAUUCAUGUGUGGGAUGCAAUGAACAAACAGACAUUAUCAGUACUGCGGUGCUACCAUUCAAAGGGAGUUUGCUCAGUCAGUUUCAGUGCCACUGGCAAACUGCUGCUCUCCGUAGGGCUGGAUCCCGAACAUACCAUUACCAUUUGGAAGUGGCAGGAAGGUGCCAAAAUUGCCAGCCGAGCUGGUCAUAACCAGCGUAUAUUUGUAGCAGAAUUCAGACCAGACUCAGAUACCCAGUUUGUUUCUGUGGGAGUAAAACACGUGAGGUUCUGGACACUGGCUGGAAGAGCUCUUCUCAGUAAAAAAGGGCUGCUGAGUUCCAUAGAAGAUGCCCGAAUGCAAACAAUGCUGUCUGUAGCUUUUGGAGCUAAUAACUUGACAUUUACGGGUACUAUCAGUGGAGAUGUUUGCGUUUGGAAAGAUCAUGUCUUGAUACGAAUUGUGGCCAAAGCUCACAAUGGACCAGUUUUCACAAUGUAUACCACAUUAAGAGAUGGCUUGAUUGUUACAGGAGGCAAGGAAAGGCCAUCAAAGGAAGGAGGAGCAGUUAAACUAUGGGAUCAAGAGCUGAAACGAUGUCGUGCCUUCAGACUGGAGACAGGACAAAUAACUGACUGUGUUCGCUCUGUUUGUAGAGGCAAGGGAAAAAUUCUUGUUGGCACAAGAAAUGCUGAAAUAAUUGAAGUUGGAGAGAAAAAUGCUGCAUGUAACAUUCUAAUUAAUGGUCAUAUGGAUGGACCAAUCUGGGGCCUAGCAACACAUCCUUCCAGAGAUUUUUUCCUUUCUGCUGCAGAAGAUGGCACAGUAAGACUCUGGGAUAUUGCUGAAAAGAAGAUGCUGAACAAAGUCAGCUUAGGGCAUGCAGCUCGUACUGUUUGUUACAGCCCAGAAGGUGAUAUGGUAGCCAUUGGCAUGAAAAAUGGAGAAUUUAUUAUCUUGCUUGUGACAUCUCUGAAAAUUUGGGGAAAAAAAAGAGACAGAAGAUCAGCUAUCCAAGAUAUCAGGUUUAGCCCAGAUUCUCGUUACUUAGCAGUCGGUUCCAGUGAGAAUGCAGUGGAUUUUUAUGAUCUGACGUUGGGUCCCACACUAAAUCGAGUCAGCUACUGCAAAGAUAUCCCAAGUUUUGUGAUCCAGAUGGACUUCUCUGCAGAUAGCUGUUAUCUCCAGGUCUCUACUGGGUCUUACAAAAGGCAAGUCUAUGAAGUGCCUUCAGGAAAACAGCUUGUGGACCAGGCUGUGAUUGACAGAAUAACAUGGGCUACAUGGACAAGUGUUCUAGGGGAUGAAGUAAUUGGAAUCUGGUCCAGGCAUGCUGAAAAAGCUGAUGUUAACUGUGCCUGUGUCUCUCACUCGGGAAUCAAUCUUGUAACAGGCGAUGAUUUUGGCAUGGUCAAACUGUUUGACUUCCCAUGUCCUGAAAAAUUUGCAAAACACAAACGAUUUUUAGGUCACUCUGCCCACUUAACUAAUAUUCGAUUUACAAGUGGAGAUAGAUACGUGGUUAGUGCAGGAGGGGAUGACUGCAGCUUAUUUGUUUGGAAGUGUGUGCAUAUGCCUCAUUGAGGGAGACAUGGAGACUUGCAAAGAGGAUGCUGCAUGAAGUACCAGGCAUGAAAUACCCAGGAUUGCAACGUGAUAUUCUACUGUGCCCUGCAUGCUUAAGAAAUGGUGCUGAUCCAAGACACAGAGCGAUCCGUCUCUGAAAGACAAGUAUCUAGAGUCUGUCAGAAGGAUAGACUGUAACAAAUAUGUUGAGGCCAUUAGAUUUGCUUCAGUAAUCCGGGUUUGUAUUUCACUCACUGCCAGAUGUUGAAAAUGAAAUACAUGGAUAAAAGGGAAAAGGGAAUUGUUGGUCAAUGUACAAUUUCACAGUAAGAUCCUGGGUUUUUAAUCAAGAGAUGUUAUUUCUGACCUAGUGCUGUACAUUGAUCUAUUUUGAGCAUGAAUGUUUCUUCUUUAAGUUUUGGGGUCUGAAUAUCAUUGAAAAAAGAGUAUUCCAUAUUUUAUUACUGAAAGAAACCAUAUAUUAUCUCUUAAAUAUAUAGUAUUUUAAUAAAUGUUUAUUAUAAUGGCAAAUGAUAUUUCUAUGAUUGAUCAAAAGGAAACAUCAUCUGGUGAAGCAGAAAAUAAGACAGUUGGUUCCUUAGGACUUAAAUAUUUCUGUAUUUAGAGGCCUGGGUCACAAUCAUGUCUGGUGAAAGCUGCUGGAUAUGCAUGAUCUUCAUGGCUAAUUUAGUGUUUUUGUUGCACUUAAACAUUAAAUUAGUUCUGUGAGCAAAAAUAGAUUUGCUCACUUUGCGAGUGCCUUGCCCACAACCUAAAAGUCUAACUCCAAUUUUUGCCUUUUGAAUAAAAGUUAUUCUCAGUGGAAGAGAGAUUAUUGCUGUGUUACUUGAAUUGGCUGAUAGCCUCUAUGCUGGAAAUGUGGACUAAGGUGAGGAUUUUAUAGUCUUCAUAAUUGAUAAGGCUUGGAAUGUCACCAGUUGCAAAAAUACAAUUUCAUAGCAAUAUGAAUUGAUUUAUUUUCUCAGCAUCAUAGGGGGAAUUCAGAGAGAAAUAAACUUUCCAAACAUUAUAUUUUGUACAUUGAACUUUUUAACAGAGUUGGGACUAGCUGGGAGAGGUGUCUACUCAGAUUUCUCUCCUGAUUGUAAAAAAAUAAAAAUAAAAAUGUCCAGUCAUAAUGCUUCUUUAAAUGGACCUGCUGUCACCUCUAGCAUCAGUGCAUUUAUUCCAUCCUGCAACGUAACUGAGUUGAAAAAACAUUUCAGUGAUGGUGAAAACCUGAACAAAACUAUGUUUUGGGUAUUAGUGAGGACGAUUUCAUCAGCUAUUUGUCUAAAUUAUGUUAUAGAGAUGCAUUACAGACUGAACUUGUUUUUUAAUCAGUGCAGAUAUCUUUCAUACAACAUAGAAGGGAACAAAAGUAACAAAUUAUCAGCACUACUCACAAUGACAUUCUGCUGUGGACAUAAAGAUCUCUGUCUAUGUAAGUCAGCGUUACUUUAACGAUGCCAUUUGUUUAGGUCAGUCAGUAGACUUGAUAUUAUUCACCUCUUGCAUUCUCUUAUGCCAGAUAAAAGUAAAAAUGAAAUAAAUCUCACCUGUUCUUGUAAGCAUCUUGUGUGCAUGGUGGUUAUAAAGGGAUUGGGAGCGUUUGCUUAUAAGAGGGCGAAAAAAAGUUAAUCAGGCAGACUUUUGUGCUCUUCUAGGUCCAAAAAUGCUUAUUAUGUACUCUAAAAAGAUAGUUACCCCACAGUCUUAGAUAAUAUAUUUUAUAUAUCAAGCUAUAACAAAUAUUUAUUUUAAAGAAAUUGAUGAACUAGACUAUUAUCAAGUUUCUUGGCAUGUAUUUUUAGCAAAAUCUUGCCAGUCAUGCAGCUGCUAUUCUACAGGGAAAAAUACUCUGUGGAUUUGGUCCGUGAGUGUACAGGGAAAUCUUAGCAGUAAUGGUUUUGAUUUUAGGGGAAUUGCGUCUAAGAAUUGCAAUCAGAUCUGAUCUGUUUCAUGACCUUAUUGCCUGCCUGCCUGUUUUAUAUGAAAAUUAGUACCUGACAUUUAAAUCUUGGCCAGAGAAAUCCGUAGUAGUAUGCUUUUCUAUAGCUGUGAUUCUGUCCCCUGUUAAACACAUCUGUGCAGGGCUUCUUGACAUGAAGUAAAAUUUUUCCUGCCUCUAUUUUAAGGUUGCCCUUCAUCAUUUCAAGGUGGAUGGCUGUUACUUGCUCCUUCCUAGUUCGUCCUACGCAGACUGCCAGAUCGGAGUCCUUUUUCUUCUCUUCAAGUUUUCCCCUCAAAUCCUAGGCUUGGUAUCCCCCAUCCUCCUGAUCUUCUGUAGACCUUCAUCCAGUGUUAGAGCUAUGUGGGCUACCAAGAGGUUUGGUCCCUGUCCCUGCAGUAUCAUUGCUGGUCACAUCCUCUUCUCCUCCACCUCUGACCCCCUUAUUAAUUCUGUUGAUCUAGCUGUGCCUGUCCAUUGAUAAUUUGUCAUUGGUGCUUUUUUUUCUGAGGAAUCUCAAAUGCCACAUUGGCGGUGGAGUACCAGUGAGAGGCUGACGGGCAAGCUGCAGCAGGACGAGCCUGAUGGUGAUGGUGUGACGGUCUGAGCUGCCAGCUCUCCCUGCCGCUUCGUUCUCCUAAACCUCACUGCAGCUGUAAAGGGCUGGGGCAGGAGCUGGAAGCUGGGGAGCGCUUAGAAACAGAACUACCAGCCUUGUUCCUUGUGGCCAGUUGGGCAGCUGGUAUUUUCCAUGACAAACUGCUCAGUGGUUUGCCAGGUGAAAUGCGAGCAGCCUCAGGUGCAGCUUUCUUCCUGAGGACCACUCGGAGCGUGUUUUGGGUGACAAGUUGGGAUUCUUUGCUGAAGAGAGCGGCUGGCUGCAGCCAUGGUUCAAGAUGGCAGCGUUGUGGUCUUUUUGUCUGUGGUGCUUGUCAUUGUGCCUCAUUCGCUGUUUAUAUUAAGUGCUACUGCAGUACCUUGCUCACUGUGGCCACCCGGAUCGGUGCUUGAAGUGUGUGCGGAGUGGAAUGGGCUGCCUGCUGUGACCCGGUAUGACGGGGUGGGGAAAAAUCUGGAAUGUGGAGGGACUGGUGACAGCCUCGUGUUUGGAAGCCUUGCAGGGAAAGGUGGGCUGAAAGGCUCAAACUGGAGAAAGUCUUUUCUGUGAUUACGCAGUGCUGAGAUGGAAGCAAAAGUUCUUUGCAUAAUUUCUUUACUCAUAAUGGAUGAUUUUACUUUCUAGUUGAAUUGUUUUUCUCUUCCUGGUGAGCAGCAAACAUAUAUCUUUGGGUUCUCAAAAGUCAGCAGUGUUUUUUUUGUAAUAAGAAUAGAAGAGAACAGCUCAGUUGGAAGGACCUCCAAAGAUCAUCUGGUCCAACAGCCCGACCACUUCAGGGCUAACCAGAGGUUCAAGCGCGUUAUUGAGGGCAUCAUGCAAAUACCCGUUGAAAAGAAAAAGAAACAGAGAACUGAUUCAAGAAAAACAAAAUGUCAUUUCACUUUAAAAAUAAACGUGCUCUUGAAAGCUAUUUAAAUAUGCUUAGGAAAGAAAAAAUGAGUGAAAGAAAAUCCAGCUCCUAAGAACAAACAAAAAUUUAAAUAUAUUUAGAACUGCGAAUUAUGAUAGUUUAGGAACUGAGGAACACCGCUUGGGUUAGAGAGAACUGAUAAGCCAAAUGUAUUGAAUCAUUUAGACUUGAAAUCUUAAAUUUCUUAUCCUUAAGAUGAGAAUUCAUUGCAUAUACCUUUCAGAUUUUGAUAGGGAAGGCAAGAGAUGGUAUAAAAUGAGAGAUACAAGAAAGUAUUUCACAUGAUUGGUUUUGACACUUGAAGGAAAGCACGCAUUCACAGUAAUUUCAAUUUUGCUCAAUAUCGGGGUUUCAGUUUUAGCAAGGUGCUCAUUUCAGAGAAACUCUGAACUUUAUCCCAGUCAGCUUAAUGCUGACUUGGAACUGACUGCACCAUCAGAAGCAAGAUAAGUCAUCUCCUGGAUCUGGAAUGGGGAGUCCUUCUGUUACUCCUCGCUCCAUGGGGUGUAGUAGUGGGACAGGCCAAGGAUCUCGGUUUCAAAUACAGUUCUUACCCAGGCAAGGUGCGAUGUAUUUCCCUGUGCUGUUAUCAGUGUCUCAGAUGUGACAAGCCUUAAUCUUUACAGAUUCUUUUUAUUCUGCUAGCGUAAACUCUAGACAAAUGAUGUCUUUUCAGUAUUUUGGACAAAGCGAAUCAUCCUGGAGGCUCUGCAGAAAGGGAAGUAGAUUGCAAGCCACAGUACAAAUUGCCACAUCAGUGAUUUUAGCACCAGUAACUGCUUUGCAUUUGCAUACCCAUGUUCUCACUGGUUUUCUUAUGCUUCUUUGCAAUCUGCUCUGUUUUCCUAAAGUUUCUGGCACCAUUCAAUUUUUGCUUAUGUAGCUAGAUACGUGAGCUUGCCAAAGCCCCCUAUGCAUUCUCUGUACCAGUCACUGUGGCAUGGUCAGACCCAGCCUGUUUCUUUGGUCGUCUCCAGCUGCUGAUCUUCCAUUAACUUUGAUGUCAGACUUAAAACUCAUUUCAAAAAAAAAAUAGUAGUUUUAAGUGUAUAAUAUGUGUAAGAGCCACAAUAAGGUUAACUUGCCAAAAUCAUUCAUAAGGAAGUAAAAAGUAGUGGGUGGGUUUGGUGGGUUUGAUUUUUUUUUUUUUUUUUUUUCCCAGUCUACUUGAUGCUAGGACAGGUCAUAGCUCACCACCCCUUUCUUAGAUUACCUGCAGCAUUACAGUCAUGAUCUUAAUCUAUUUUUUGUUAACUCUGUUAAAUGAGUAAUCCAACCAAAUCACCUUAAGAAAAAAAGACACAGAAAGUGUUCUUUUCCCUCACAAUGUGGAGGGGGAAAAAAAGGCUGAGCAUGGUGACAAUAGGUAAUUGUAAUGUCUGCUACUGUUUAAACAAUGGAAGACAGGAUGGAGGAAACAGGGAUAGAAAACUAGGAAAUAUAAACCCAGAGAAAGAGGAAAACAGGGGAAAACAGAGGAAGGAGAGCUCAUAACUAGGCAAAGGCAAGGCCAAAGGACUGGCACGGGUGGUGGGCGGGGAGUCGCAUCGCUUGGCAGCAAAGGGCAAACAUCUCCUUGCAGAUGGAGGCUCUUCAGCAGCUGCUUGUGGGGGUAAGGACUGGUGAGCAGUAGUAGCGUGUCGGUCACACAGUGCUCGAGGAAAGGCUGCAGGCAGCGUUGUUGGCUCGUUCUUGGGAAGGUGCAGGUGCUCCCCUGUGUUGCUCCUUCCACUCCCAUGCCGAUGGGGCAGCUACUUAGUGCUGGAGUACAAGGGCUGACACCAGCAGCCACUGUUGCAGUGCGUGCAUGUUUGGUAACAGAGAGAAGGGUAAAUAGAAAAAUACUAUGUAACUUUGAGAGCUCACAUAAAAGAAUUUAAAGGUAGUUGUUUUCUUUUAAAUGCUAUUUAUCUUUCCCACCUAAACCAAGCAUGGAUUUGUUUUAAUAGGCCUUUUCUGCUUUUUAUCCUUAUUUUAGUUCCCUGUGCAAAUGGGCUUAAAUGCUUUCUUUAAGCAAACAAGUAUUAAACCAAAGAAACGUUAUACUUUGGAAAUCUCUUCACAACCAGCCUCUUUCAUUUACUGCCUCUUCCAUUUCUUGGCUAUUGAGACUUUAUUCACCAGUUCUUGGUUCUGCUCCCGGACGUGCGCAGCUCUGCAGAUGACAGACACACGGCUAUAGACGUCUUUGGUCCGUCCCUGAGCUCCAGGUGCAGCCAGCUGAUGGGGACGGCCGUGUAUCUGCAGGGGGCAACGUCAGAUAGAUGUGGGCUGGGUUUUCCUGCAGUGGUUCCUUGUCUUAGGCCCCCAGAUGUAUGUGUCGUAAUUCAGGGGAGAGGAAUGUAAUACAGGCCUAUGAAUGCACAGCAGUAGAAAUCAGUGAAGUAAAUCAUUACAAAGUAAGGAAAUACUACAUUAAGGAAAACUUCACAUUAAAAAUCUGAACUCAUUACAGGUGCUGCUUAGAUGACUAAACUUGACUUUUAUGUGUAGUGACUGUUGGUAAGAAGCGCAACAUCUGCGCACAGGUCUCUGAACUGCUUCCUGGGUACCUGCUAGAGGACAGCUGAGUUUGGGAUGUGACAGGUGGAGCGCGCGCGUGUGUGUUUGGAUUCCCCUUCCAAAAGCCAAAAUACGGAGUUUCUAUUGCUUGUUGUGGAUAUUGUGUCUAUUGCUUGUUGUGGGAUAACCUCAAGACUCUGCAAAGCAAUUCUGCCUUUUAUUUACUUGUAGUUAUCUCUCUUGCUUUGGGCACAGAUGUCAUAUGGAGGCUUACUUGAAAGGAAGAGGAACAAGAAUCAAAAAACAAAACUUGGCUUUUUUUUUGUCAUAGCAAAAAAAUUUAUUGCCAUUUUAGUUCCAUUGUUUUAAAGAUAUCUGAUUCACACCAUAAUAUGCUAUUCUUUAUGCUCAGCUACUGACAGGAACUCCAUGGCACUGCAGCCCUUAUAACUUGCCUAGGAUUCAAUGUUUUCUCUGACUUUACUACAUUCUUAAAAGCUUGUUGUACCCACCUAACUUUUAGUUGGGCCUAACAACUGGUAUUUUAAACUAGAGGAUUAACAGUGCUCAUGCUUUACCUGUUUUUUGUAACGUGAAUUCUUUCACAGGGGACAAAUAUCCCAGUUAUCUCAUGUAACUGCAAAUUUCAUAAGGCUGGUGCCACCAUCAGCUGUUCCCACAGUGGGCCUGGGGCAGGAGAUGAACGAUUAAGGAUACAGAUGUAGAUUACUGAAGUAAGUAUUGCAUUGGUGGGUUCUGAAAAAGGGAUUUAGUAAGGGUGGAUGUAGUUUCAGUCCUCUGUACAAUUAUAAGCUGUUUGGGAGGGGAAAAGUUUUCCAUGUAUUUGGUAGCUCUUGCCAUUAUUCUUGAUUUUUUUUCUCCUCCCACAGGAGCCAACUUCCACUCCCCCCACCCGCCAAAACCCCAAAUAAAUAUUUCUUUGUAUGCAGUGGCUAUGAGAGGUCAGUCAGCUCUAACCACAGCCAUGCUGUUACUACAGUGACACGCGAUACAAAGCAUUAUGCUGCUGAAAAUGAAUUUUACAUUAAUGUAUUUAGUUGCAAAUUCAGGAGCAUCUUUUCAUGCCCACCGGGUAAAAAGAGGGCAUUUAUUCUUCCCAAGAAACAGAGCAAUUAAAUAUCUUCUUCCAGCACAUUACUUAACCAUCUGAAUAUGUAAUACUCAGCUCUGGAGCUGUAAAUGGUACUUCCAUUAGUUCUAUGAUUUUUCCAAGCACUAAUCAUACCCGGGACAUGCACUAUACAGUGUUCUUUGGGAAUAUAAUAAACACACUUUCUAAAGAAACACCAGGCAUGAAAACGGGCACAAACUGCAUGAAAAAAAAAAAGGUUUUCUGUACUUCUGUUGAAUGUUGGUGCUGUUGGGUAGUACCUUCCCUAUUUCUGGUCUGUUUUUCCUCUUUACUUGCUGCUACUUAGCGUUGUAUUGUGUUUUCAGGCUCAAAGUAGCUAGUCUCUUUUU
This is a messenger RNA of Cygnus olor (mute swan), 13477 nucleotides long. RefSeq names its product EMAP like 5 (gene EML5). The record is from RefSeq and is a predicted model, not a curated record. Lineage: Eukaryota; Metazoa; Chordata; Aves; Anseriformes; Anatidae. Gene Ontology annotation, molecular function: microtubule binding.